Molecule: messenger RNA, 706 nt
Organism: Salvia hispanica
Lineage: Eukaryota; Viridiplantae; Streptophyta; Magnoliopsida; Lamiales; Lamiaceae
Product: oxoglutarate-dependent flavonoid 7-O-demethylase 1-like
Source: RefSeq, a predicted model, not a curated record
AGAUAUAGAAUUAGGGCAGGAGAAUUCGAGGGUUAUGGCCAGAAUUUGAUUGGCGAUCACAAGGUUGAAUGGGGUGAUCGCUUUUACAUGAUCACCAAUCCCAUCCACCGGAGGAAGCCUCAUCUCUUCCCCGAGCUCCCCUACUCUCUUAGCUAAGUAUUAGUAUAAUUGAAUUUUUUAAUUACUAGUAUUUUUGAUUGCUUCUGGGAUUGAUUGCGGAAGCUCUGAAGAUAGAUGUGAACGAGAUGGAAGAGAUGUUCGAGGAUGGGAUGCAGUCAGUGAGGAUGAACUACUACCCACCGUGCCCGGAGCCGGACAAGGUUAUCGGGCUGAUGCCGCACUCGGAUGGAAGCGCCGUCACCAUCCUCCUCCAAAUCAACAAGGAUGGAAUUUGGAUGCCUGUGAAGUUCUUGAAGAAGGCUUUGGUGGUCAAUUUGGGUGACAUUGUUGAGGUGUUGAGCAAUGGAUUGUACAAGAGCAUUGAGCAUAGGGCAACAGUUAAUUCUGAGAAAGAGAGAAUUUCACUAGGAAUGUUUUUCAACCCUAAUUUUGAUGCAAAUGUGGGCCCAUCUCCAGCUCUCUUGGGUAAUCAGAUGCCAAUAUUUAGGACUAUAUCAAUGAAGGAGUAUGUUAAUGGCUUCUUCUCUAGGAGACUCCAGGGCAAAUUUCUGGACACCAUGAGAAUAUAAGGUCUCGUUGUGUUAGA